AUGGAGAAGGCUCGCGAUAGUGAGGCAAGCGGUACAAGAUAUGGAGAAUGUCUGGAAGAGUCGUGGCGUGUCAAUACUGCUGAAGAUAAGGCUACUUCGGGCUAUCACUUUCUCUAUUGUGACAAUCUGUUUUUCUCUUCUCCAGUUUUCGAAGAAGUUGACAGCUUCGCAAGCAAACGGCCAUUGAUGGUGAUAUGCGAUUCGUCAAAUUCAUGUCAAUCCUAUUGCUCUGCAAGGUUAGUGUCAUUGAAAACCGGUGAAGAAUGUCACAGUUUGUCUUUUAAAACGCUGCCAAUACAAAAUGUCGAAUGCAAUGCUCGGGUUGUUAUAACAGUUUUUGCGGAGAAAAUGGCUGUCUUUGAAGCUUGCCAAUUCCGUCAACUAUUUUGGAUCACAAACUGUUAUCCUUGCCCAGGACCGAACAUCAACCCAAUUGCAUUAGGGGCACGCUGGUUAGCAUAUGCAGAUAAAAGAUUGGUGUCGGUGCAUCAAUCUUGUGGUGGUAUGUCUGGAGAUGGAUCACAGUCUUACGCAGCUACAGUUAUCAAUGCUGCAAAGAGUAUUACAAAAGGAUUGACGAUGUUUGGAGAAGCAAUGGUCAGCAGCGUUACAGGGAAAUCUCCGACUUCUCACACGACAAAAAAAGCCGACCCGUCAUUCGUUAUCGACAACGGAUUACGUCCAGGCAUUGUUUCUGUUAUUGACACUCAAACGAUCCGAGGGGAACAUUUUUCUGUAUCGGAAGAUUCAGAUUGUGAAGGACUGAUGGCACACUUCCAUGCUCAUGCUAAUGAACCCGUUGCGGCGAUGGCCUUUGACCCUACGGGCACUUUACUCUUAACGGCUUGCAAACUUGGACACAACUUUCAUGUGUUCCGUCUUAUGACUCAUCCUUGCGGUUCAUCUCUUGGCGCUGUUCAUCAUUUAUAUACAUUACAUCGAGGUGAUACAACUGCUAGGGUUGUUGACAUGGCAUUCUCUCUCGAUAGUCGGUGGGUUUCGGUCAGCACCCAUCGUGGGACGAGUCAUAUCUUUCCAGUAACAAGUUAUGGAGGCCCCGUGUCUAUUCGAACUCAUUGCAAUGCACGUGUUGUGAACAGGAUGAGCAGGUUUCAUCGGAGUGCAGGCUUGGAUGAAAUUGAACGCACAGCAACAGGGCGGCACAGCCCUGUGCUAUCAGGGAGUCCAAGUGCCACGGCCGGAGUUCAAGAAAUUUACCCCAGUUUUGCACGACAGAAUGCUUUGAACAACAACUUCGGGAACCCUCGCUUGCCUCCUUAUCCUCACUCCAUUCCGAUUCACGCUUUGGCGCAAGUAAAACAACCAACUCCUGCUUUAUCUGGUAUAACCACAACAGUGACAAGUCCACGAAGUACUAAUUUAGGGCCUCAGUCUGGUUUAGCUGUGGUCGAUCAGGCGGUAUCUGUAGUAGCUUGCUUUGCCAGUCCUCGAUGCUGUGUGGGUUUCACACCACCAAUACCAAUCGAACGCAGAGAAGGAAAGAAACCUUUCACAUCAUUAUACAUUCUGGGCCAUGAAGCGCUUCUCACUGAAUAUGUCCUGGAACCCCGCCCUAAAGCCGCAGCGACGGACAAGAUAUCUGAUGACACACCGCUAGAGCUCGUUGUGAUUGGACAAUUCCAGUGGCCUCUACAGAGGUUAAAAUCUUCUCCAGAGCUUCUUGCCCCACUUGCUUCAAAUAAUCCGCUUAUCUCUGCCUCUACAGCUGUUUCAACUCGUCAACCUUCCAUGCAAAUUGAUUAUGCAGAGCCUUGCCAGGUCACACGUCAUGAUUCGAAAGACAGCCUCUCUUCUGAGCAGUGCAAUAAAGAAGAUACAGAUGAAAUAUGGCUUCCACAGGUUGAAAUGAUUACACAUGCGGGUCCACAUCGCCGUCUAUGGAUGGGGCCACAGUUCUCAUUUAAAACAUACCAGAACAGUCAUUUUACCACAGUCCUUUCAUCAAAUUCAUCAGCACUGCUCUCACAGAAUCCUGAAUCACAAUACUGUUCUGAAAUGAGUGGUGAAGAUCUUUAUGAUUUGCAGAGUUUAACGAUCCAGCCCGCACGAUCAAGUCCUGUUGCAAUGCCAAACACGAGGCCAGCUUACCGAAGGUCGUCGGGGUGUGACAACACGAUGCCGACGAACCGAGGGUCGACAUCUUCACCAUUGCUAAUAGAAGCUGGAAGCUUCGAGCAGUCUCCACAUCUUAGCGAUGUCUACGGCUAUUGGACAGAAUCCGAAUUAUCACGACUCCCCCGAGGAAAUACGGAAAACAGCGAAGAAGAUGACGACCGCUUGCGCGAACACAUUGCCGAGGCCAUGCUUGAGUCUCCACAUAGAGAUUGUGGAGGACCUACAAGUCUCCGAGAAGGUGGUACUUUCGACAAAGCAGAUGUAGAAGAUAUAUCAACCAUCGGCACCGUUUCAAGUUCCCCUGCCACGAUGUCCCAAUGCGAUGCAGAUGAUGUUUAUCUCACAGAAUCUGUUUAAUUUAAUUUUAUAAUUAACUUCCAAUUAAUUUCUAAUUAAUUCUAAUUUUUUUUCUGAUUAUUAUAUAUUUUUUAAAAUUCCAGCCCCACAUCAUUACAGAUCUCAGUGCUGUUUCCUCUUUUUUGUCACAAUCCACCUUGGUAUACUCCUCCCUAUGUGUUUCUUGUGUGUCAUAUAUAUAUGUAUGUGUGUGUGUAUAUAUGUAUAUAUACACUUUUACAUGUUUCACUCAUUUGACACUGGCCAUGCUGGAACACAGCCUUAAAGAGUUUUAGCUGAAGAAAUUGAACCCCCAAGAGUUAUUCUUUGUAAGCCUAGUUACUUUAUAUUCUACCGGUGUCUUUUUGCUGAACCACUAUGUCAUGGAGUGGAGGGGGAGGAAGAUGUAAACGCAUCAAGACUGUUCAAGUGGUAAUGGAGGACACACAGACACACACAAAUAUAUACAUAUAUAUUUAUAUAUAUAUGUGUGUGUGUAUGUAUAUAUAUAUAUAUAUAUAUAUAUAUAUAUAUAUAUAUAUAUAUAUCUGU
Messenger RNA from Octopus sinensis (East Asian common octopus), 3024 nucleotides. Its product is annotated as breast carcinoma-amplified sequence 3. Gene Ontology annotation, cellular component: cytoplasm. The record is from RefSeq and is a predicted model, not a curated record. Gene Ontology annotation, biological process: response to starvation; autophagy. Bases 1 to 2493 code for a protein of 830 amino acids. Gene Ontology annotation, molecular function: protein binding. The transcript has 18 exons. Lineage: Eukaryota; Metazoa; Mollusca; Cephalopoda; Octopoda; Octopodidae.